Cryphonectria parasitica EP155 is the source of this 436-nucleotide messenger RNA. RefSeq lists its product as uncharacterized. The transcript has a single exon. Bases 10 to 276 code for a protein of 88 amino acids. The record is from RefSeq and is a predicted model, not a curated record. NCBI's taxonomy places the organism in Eukaryota, Fungi, Ascomycota, Sordariomycetes, Diaporthales, Cryphonectriaceae.
AUCACACUCAUGGCGACCACGGGCAGCACAGAAGAGAGGCACAGGAUGUGUCAUACGGUCUUGCAGGACUAUCAUGAUUUCCCAGAGCGAGAAGAUCCAACUACGUGGAGCUGCUUCGAGACUCUCCUCAGAGCAUUACUGGGUCUUCUCGGCACGGAUUAUAACGUCCUACCUAAGACCACAGGGCCCAUUAUUGCGAGGCCAGCGUCGGCUGCCGUGUACGUACGCAACGUGUUGCAGGACUUGAAAUCCCAGCGCUCUCUCUGGUCUUUGUAGGGCACUAUAGCUCAUGUCGUGAAAGCUUUAGGAGAGUGUGGGCAAAUUUGAGGCAUUUGAGACAUUAUAUUGUCAGUGUUGCGGCCUAUACUUGAAUCGUGAAACUGCCCUUCUGAUAGACCGGAUACAAGAAAUAAAGCUUCAUAGUCAUUUUUUCGAC